AUGGCUUUCACCAGCCGACGCGCCUUGGCGCUAUUCGUCGCAACCAUUGCACCCCUCGCAAAGGCCGACAUCUGCUCAACCCUCGAGCAAGGCGGGAUCUCUGUCGAAUACCCAUUGACGCUGGAUUAUACAGUUGCUUUGACAGAUUACUGGUCCGCAGCUUGUGGUGACCUCAAACCAACAUGCAUUGCGGCGCCAUCUAGUGCGGCUGAAAUGUCACAGAUCAUUACCACGCUGCACGAUUUUGAGACCUUGUUCGCGGUCAAAUCUGGUGGACAUAUGCCGAAUAAUGGGUUCGCCAGUAUCGAGGAUGGAUUGUUGAUUUCAACGAAGAGUUUAGAUCAGGUUGAUUAUGAUGAAAAUGACCAGACGGCAGUCAUUGGACCGGGCCUCUCCUGGGAGGAAGCGCAGAAGGGUCUAGAUGGGACGGGACGGGCCGUUGUGGGAGGACGGUUGGGUGGGGUUGGAAUUGGAGGAUACAUGCUCGGAGGUGGCAUGAGCUUCUUGAGUACCCAGUAUGGAUGGGCCGCCAACAAUGUCGUCAACUACCAAGUGGUUCUGGCCAAUGGCACAAUUGUUGACGCCAAUGAGGAUGAGAACACCGACCUCUUUGCAUCCCUCAAGGGAGGAGGUAAUAACCUUGGUGUUGUCACGGCAUACACCGUGCAGACACAUCCUAUCGGCCAGGUCUGGGGAGGUAACUUCUUUUACUCCAAGGACAAGUCACCUGAAGUUUUGGCGGCAGUGCGCAAUUUCGUCGACGACUAUCCCGACGACAAGGCAGCUGUCAUUGUGACCGCAGAACAUGGAGUGAUCGGGGUCGUUGAUUUCUGGGUGAUGUUCCUCUUCUACGAUGGACCUGAGCCACCAGCAGGUGUCUUUGACGAGUUCGAGGCUAUCGACCAUACCUCCACCACUCAGACAUGGGACUCAUACUAUGACCUACUGAAAAACAACGACGAGUUCAUUCUCCACGGCCAACGCUACACCAUCGCGACAGAGUCCACCCCUGUGCCAAAUUCCACUGUUGGAGCCAGCGUGAUGCAGGAGUAUUUCGACCAUUGGUACAACGUAACAGAGUCUGUCAUCGGUGUUACUGGUGUCGUUGGAUCGAUUGCUUUCCAACCAGUCCCCGUGGCAUUCACCAAGAAGGCCAAGGAGCGCGGCGGAGAUCUUCUCAAUGUCCCCGAUAACCAAAACUACAUCUUCUUCGAAUUUGACUUUUCUCACUCCCUUGCAAUCGACGAUGCAGUGAUAGACCAAGCUACCCAGGACCUGUACCAGGGAAUGGGUAAUCUCGUGCAGAAAAACAUUGACGAGGGUCUUCUUCCCGAUGUAUACCGACCAUUAUUCAUGAAUGACGCAUAUUACCGCCAGGACUACUGGGGGCGCAUCGACCCAGCUUCCAAGGCCCUUGCGCUAAAGACUCGUCGCAACGUUGAUCCCGAUGGGUUUUUCCAGACACGGACCAGCGGUGGUUGGCGACUUGAGGAGUAG
This is a messenger RNA of Penicillium odoratum, 1497 nucleotides long. Its product is annotated as FAD-binding oxidoreductase. Bases 1 to 1497 code for a protein of 498 amino acids. Gene Ontology annotation, molecular function: FAD binding. Lineage: Eukaryota; Fungi; Ascomycota; Eurotiomycetes; Eurotiales; Aspergillaceae. The record is from RefSeq and is a predicted model, not a curated record. The transcript is spliced from 5 exons.